Molecule: messenger RNA, 1950 nt
Organism: Suricata suricatta (meerkat)
Lineage: Eukaryota; Metazoa; Chordata; Mammalia; Carnivora; Herpestidae
Gene: FGF22
Product: fibroblast growth factor 22
Exons: 3
Coding region: 69-581 (170 amino acids)
Biological process (GO): cell differentiation; animal organ morphogenesis; regulation of cell migration
Cellular component (GO): cytoplasm
Molecular function (GO): growth factor activity; fibroblast growth factor receptor binding
Source: RefSeq, a predicted model, not a curated record
GCCCCGGCGAUGGCCCAGCCGCGGACGCGCGGGGAAGCAGGAGCUGGCGGCGAGCCGGGCGUGGGGACAUGCGCGGCCGCCUGUGGCUGAGCCUGGUGUGGCUGCUGCUGGCGCGGGCGCCCCGAGCCGCGGGGACCCCAAACAGCCCGCGGAGACCGCGUAGCUACCCACACCUGGAGGGCGACGUGCGCUGGAGGCGCCUCUUCUCCUCCACCCACUUCUUCCUGAGCGUGGACCCCAGCGGCCGCGUGCAGGGCACCCGCUGGCGUCACGGCGCUGACAGCAUCAUUGAGAUCCGAUCCAUCCGCGUGGGCGUUGUGGCCCUCAAGGCUGUGCACACCGGCUUCUACGUGGCCAUGAACCGCGAGGGCCAUCCCUACGGGUCGCGGGUCUACACUGCCCACUGCAGGUUCCAGGAGCGCAUCGAGGAGAAUGGCUACAACACCUACGCCUCACUCCGCUGGCGUCACCGUGGUCGGCCCAUGUUCCUGGCGCUGGAUGGGCAGGGGUCCCCGAGGCGUGGUGGCCGGACACAGCGGCACCACAUGUCCACCCACUUCCUGCCCAUCCUGGUCUCCUGAGGUCCCCAGGGGCCAUGAGGAGCAGCUGGUCAGUGACCCCACAAGAUGGCUGAGCGGCGGGGCCGGGGAGCCCUGGGCCGUGGCCACGCACAUCCGGUCCCUCCUCUUUUCCGCAAGCACUGGCAGCGUAUCUGCAGUGUGCCGGGCUGGGGAACCCCACAGCCGCGGCCUGACUCCCGGGGAGCUCCUGUCUGAGUCUGCGGGGAGGUGGACGCUGAGCUGAGCACAGGCCGCAGGUGUCUGUUCGCAAGCAGGGGGAGGGGCACGGAGGCCCCAGCCACCACCCCGGCUGGAGACUGAAGGUCCGGGAAGGGCGCUCCCGGCUGGGACGCGGCCCAGGCAAAGGCUCUGAGGCGGGAACCCACUGGUGCCUCCGGCAGGGAGGAGGUCUGAGGGCCAAGGGAGAGAGGGCAACAUGACGUGCUGUGGGUCACAGGUCCCCGUGCCUCCUGUCGUCUCACGUGGCAUUGGGGACCUUGACAAGGCCCCUGAGGUGGGGGUGACCCUGGGUCGGGGUGGGGGGGCCUGCGUCCUCACGAGGGCCUCAGGAGAGGGAGGCAGAGAGACGGGAGGGCCCCGUGCUGCUGGCCGUGAAGACGGAGGAGGCGCGUGGCCAAAAAGGCUUCGUGUCAAUGUCCUUCAGGGGCUCAGGGGGCCCAGGGUGGCUGUGCCUGCAGCCUGCCGGGCACUCCUGAGCCCUCACCCCCAGCUGACCCCGCCCCCCCACCGCUGCAGAAGGAAAGGGGGCGGAGCUAAGAAGCCAGGUCCAGCCCCCAGCUCUGCAGCCUUGGGCGGGCAGGCGGGGCCCACCCCAGCCAAGGUGGGCUGCUCAGCUUGGGGAAGGGAUCAGUCCCUGGAGUGGGGGUGUGUACAGACCGGACGCUCACCGGGGUGAAGGAUACCCCCCCCGUGGCCACAUAAACACAAAUGCGGCCCGACAGGCCCCCCCCCCCCCUCGGCUCACCUUCCGUGACACCGAGAAACUGCCACCUGCUCCUGGGGUCCUGGGUCGGGUCUGCGGCCGUGGAGCCUGCCAGGGCCAGAGAAGCUGGGCUGCCCCCAGUGCCGACGCAGAAGGAAAGACGCCAAACUACCUGCUUCUCUUUCUAAGUAGGUGUAUUUUUAAAUAGCUUUCAAGAUACACGUAUUUUUUCCUUUAAAAAACGUCUGUCGGAGCAGUUUUAUUCUUGUUUUGCUGGUCAUCCUGUGGUCCCGAGUCCUCGGUGCCUGGGUUGGGGGCUGGCGGCCGGUCUAGGCGUCUCAGAGACCCCAGCCUGGCGGCUCCACCCGGUCUUUCCACAGAUCAUGCAGGGCCGCACGUGAGCGAAAACGUCCAUUUAUUUCAGAGCAGUAAUAAUUUAAAAUUAUA